This is a messenger RNA of Juglans regia (Persian walnut), 1454 nucleotides long. Its product is annotated as protein RKD5-like. The coding region runs from base 203 to 1219 and encodes 338 amino acids. The record is from RefSeq and is a predicted model, not a curated record. Lineage: Eukaryota; Viridiplantae; Streptophyta; Magnoliopsida; Fagales; Juglandaceae. Gene Ontology annotation, molecular function: DNA-binding transcription factor activity. The transcript is spliced from 5 exons.
CUUUUACACGACAAAUUGCCCUUUCUUUAUAUAUAUUAUUUGCUUUGGCAGGACCUCCCUCGAAUUGCAACCAAUAAAGAACAUCAUCCAAACUUUGUCAUAAAACGCGGUUUCUUCGCCUCAUGAGCCGACCCUGUUCCUUCUAUCUGCCGACUCGUUCUUGAAGCACUUGUUUUUCAAUGCUCAUCAUCUUGUAUUCUUCAUGGAUUCUUCUGACACCCAUUUCUUAAAAGCUCUCUUAGUCUUUCAAAACACUAUAAACGAAGAAUUGAUCAGGAGCAUGCAUGUAUACCAGUUGGAGAAUGGGAAGGAAAAUGAAGUUGAGAGGGGGUUUUUGUUCUCGGUCAGUGGGUCAUACAUGGAAAUUGAAGCCAACCCAGCUCUCUUCUUGCUUAAGUUCCGGCCUUCCGAAGUGUUUGAAGGGCUUAUGAACGGCUUUUGGCUUUGCAUAUUUGCAUAUCAUGCCGAUCAUUCGCCUCAUCUCACAUGCAUUCCUUCUCUGCUUUCAAUCUCCAGAAAUCCCAAGCUGAAGUCAGUGCCAACAUUGUCCCGCGAUCUUCAAACUAUUUUGGAGUUGGGCUGCAGAAGGGAAGACAGAGAGCCAUCACAAUUUGCAGAGGAGGAAACAUGCCAAGAGAACUAUGUUAAUUAUCAUCAAUCCAGGAAAAGUUCGCCCAUACUUCGCCAGGAUCUUAACUGCCUUCCUUAUCCAGCAAGCAUGUCUGAAUUAUCUGAAGAUCAGCAUAAGGAGCAAUGUUCAACAGGAUGGAAGAGUGCAGGUAUUGUAGACAAUAAGAAAAAGAGGGCAGCCAGUGAACACAUUGCAAGCAUUGCUCUAUCAGAUCUAGCCAAGUAUUUUGAUCUUCCAAUCACGGAAGCUUCAAGAAAUUUGAAAGUUGGACUUACAGUUCUCAAGAAGAAAUGUAGAGAAUUAGGUAUUCCUCGUUGGCCACAUAGGAAGAUCAAAUCCCUUGAUGGUCUCAUUCAAGAUCUUCAGGAAGAGGCAAAACGCCAACAGCAGGAGAAUGAGGCAGCUGCCAUGGUAGUGGCAAAAAGGCGAAGGAUGUUGGAGAGCGAAAAAGAAAAUAUAGAGAGAAAACCCUUCAUGGAGUUGCAGACCGAGACCAAAAGAUUCAGGCAAGAUGUUUUCAAAAGAAGGCAUAGAGCUAGAGCUCUUAGAAAUCAUGGCCUAUCAAUCUCAAACAAUCAGUUGAUAUAAAGAGCAUAAGGGCAAGAACUAAUGAGCAUGUGCAAGUUGUAUAAAGGGUAUCAUCCAGAAGAGAGCGAGGAGAGAGAGAGAGAGCCGUGUAAAGAGCAUAGGAGCAAGAACUAAUUAUAUGCAAGUUGGCCUUUCAAAUUGUACAGUUUUGUUUCUGAUUGUGGCCCUUAAACGCUUAUCGUCUGGUUUGCCACCAUAUUUAUAUCAUGUUAUAAAGCCUAUUUACUUUCCUUGA